This is a messenger RNA of Penicillium expansum, 888 nucleotides long. RefSeq names its product Cytochrome P450. Bases 1 to 888 code for a protein of 295 amino acids. The record is from RefSeq and is a predicted model, not a curated record. The transcript is spliced from 6 exons. Gene Ontology annotation, molecular function: iron ion binding; monooxygenase activity; oxidoreductase activity, acting on paired donors, with incorporation or reduction of molecular oxygen. Lineage: Eukaryota; Fungi; Ascomycota; Eurotiomycetes; Eurotiales; Aspergillaceae.
AUGAUUCGAAUCAUGGAUAAAUUUGCAGCAGAUUUUGGGCUGCAGCUGAUCGCCGCAAACCGGAUCAUAUCUGCUCUGGAUGCUGGCUUGAUACUCAAAUAUUCCUUGACAAUUUCAUUUAUCUAUGCCAUCGGACGAGGCACUUAUCUGUCAUUCUUGCACCCUUUGGCAAAUUUUCCUGGACCAAAGCUUGCCGCCGUGUCAAAUGUGUGGUUUACUGGCAGGUACCCGUGGGCCCUUGAGGCCGCGUUUGAGAAAUACGGAGAUGUUGUUCGUGUCUCUCCAAACGAGCUGGCCUUUAUGACCCCAAAUGCAGCAAAGGUUAAAUCAUCCACCUUUCUAUCUACGUUUGGGAAGGUCGGACUUUGGGGCACCACCAAUCAAGUCACUAGACGAUUUCGCAUGCUUCGACCCUUCGUUUGGUUCCUGAUUCCGCUGUCUGUGGUUCUCACUGUACCUACCCUUCUCCGUCUGAAUAGACAAGAGAUUCGUCGUCGGAUGUCGCAGCGAGACGAGAUCAAACAUCCUGAUUACGUUGAGCAGCUGCUUCCCAAAGAUGGCAAGCCAGAUCCCACCGAGGACUGGAUCAUCGCCCAGGCAAAUGUAUUCAUCGUGGCUGGAUUCGACCCCAUGACGAAUUUAAUCUCUUCUGCGCUGUACUAUCUCCUGACAAAUAAAGAUCAAUAUGGCCAUGCUCAGAAAGAGAUCAGAGAAGAAUUCGCCGAGUAUGAUGAUAUCACGGGUGACCGACUCCAGAAAAUGAAGUACCUUCAAGCAGUCAUCGACGAGUCUUUGCGCCUUCACACCAACGCAGCAUUUGGACUCCCCCGUGUGAGUCCCGGAUACGAGGUGGAUGGCAACUUUGUCCCUCCUGGGAGCACCACGUAA